CUCAUUUAAAACACCAAAUGCCGAGCGGAACUGGAUCCGAUCGGCCUUCCUAAAAGAUGUUUGCCAAGAAGCAAGGGUACGGGCAUGCCACUUUAAAUAAUGCCACAGAGAAACCUCUAGGAAAACUGAAUCCUGACCUGCUUAUACACUUGUCGUCAGAUCACGAGUUAUAAAACAGGCAAGAUGCGGGGAUAUCGUUUGUUCAGCCUCCUGCCAUUGCUGUCAGGAAGCUUGGCAGCAACUUUCACGUCAUGUACCGAUUCGCAAAUAGCCACACUUGAGAUCGCUAUCGAGCGAGCCACGAACAAGUCGUUCGCAGCUAUAGAGCAUCUGGAAGACAAUCCCAACGGCAGCGAGAUCCAGACAACUUGGUACGGCGCGUUCAGUACCGAAAGGUAUAAUCGAAUCCUGACCGCCUUCAAGAAAUUCGCACCGGAUCUAGCCACAACAUUCCGCUAUGACUGUGCCUGCGUCAGCAGUGCCGUGAUCGCGACGAUUGGCGGCACAUACGGAGACGUCAGAAUUUGCAGUGUGUACUUCGAUGAGACCGUGGUGCCACCUGGAGGCCAUCGCUCACAGUGGGACACUAUUGUUCACGAGGCGACACACUUCAGAGAUGUACUGCGCACGGUUGACAAUGGCUACGGUGUCGAAGCAUGCAAGCAGUUUGCAUUGGAAGAUCCAGAAAAGGCUGUCGAAACUGCUGAUUGCCAUGCCCGCUUCGCUGUCGAAGUGCCUCCGUUUGGUCCUUGA
Messenger RNA from Truncatella angustata, 753 nucleotides. RefSeq lists its product as uncharacterized. Gene Ontology annotation, molecular function: metalloendopeptidase activity. NCBI's taxonomy places the organism in Eukaryota, Fungi, Ascomycota, Sordariomycetes, Amphisphaeriales, Sporocadaceae. The transcript is spliced from 4 exons. The record is from RefSeq and is a predicted model, not a curated record. Bases 184 to 753 code for a protein of 189 amino acids.